Zingiber officinale is the source of this 1429-nucleotide messenger RNA. RefSeq names its product chitinase CLP-like. The transcript has a single exon. The record is from RefSeq and is a predicted model, not a curated record. NCBI's taxonomy places the organism in Eukaryota, Viridiplantae, Streptophyta, Magnoliopsida, Zingiberales, Zingiberaceae. Gene Ontology annotation, molecular function: aspartic-type endopeptidase activity. Gene Ontology annotation, biological process: proteolysis. Bases 136 to 1377 code for a protein of 413 amino acids.
GAAUUUAAAUUUAUCACCAGACGUGCUUUGCAUAAUCUUUUCAUGUUCUCGAUCUUCGAUUUUAUAUUUUAAUUUUUUUCCUAUUUAUAUUUUCUCCCAAUCUCGAAGAAAUCAAGCAUCAAAUUUAAUAAAGAAAUGGUAAAAUUCUACGCUGUUUUCCUCCUCCUCUUCUUCCUCUGUUUCACAUCAUCAUCCCCUCCGGCGGAAGCCUUCCCGCCUCCGGCGAACGCCUUCGUCGCCGCCAUCUACCGUGACCCUGCCACCUCCCUCUACACCAUCCCCGCCGCCGCUGGAAACCGCUCGCUGCUCCUUGACCUCGCCGGCCCACUCCUCUGGUCUCCCUGUCCCGGCCGCCACCCCACCAUCCCCUGCAACUCUUCCACCUGUGCCGAAGCCCGCGCCUCCCCCCCUCACCAUUGCUACAACCGCCCCUCCCCCCGUCCUCCCUGCGCCUGCACCGCCACCGUCGGCAACCCCGUCACUGGAGCCUGCGCUGCCGGCGAACUCACCCUCACCGACGUAAUUCUCUCUACCACCGAUGGCCAUCACCCCACCGCCGUAUUCGACGUCAACGGCAUCAUCUCCUCCUGCGCCCCCACAAGCCUCCUCAGCGGGCUUCCGGCUGGCGCAGCCGGCGUCGCCGGGCUCGCUCGGUCCUCUGUCUCCCUCCCUUCGCAGCUCGCCGGAAAAUUCUACUUUAAGAGCAAGCAGUUCGCACUCUGCCUCCCGAGCGGAAACUCCAGGGACCCCGGCGUCGCGUUCUUCGGCGACGGCCCGUUCUACCUCCUCCCGCCGCCUGGCAUCGACGUCACCGCCCUGCUCACCUACACGCCGCUCGUAAAGGAUCCAAAAUCCCCGGCGUACUACAUCCACGUCAACGGCUUCGCCGUGAACCAAAAGGCAGUACAAAUCCCACCAGGCAAGCUCGCCGGCGGCGUCAAGUUCAGCACCACCGUCGCGUACACCACCCUGAGGAGCGACGUCUUCAAACCCCUCCUCGACGCCUUCGAUGGAGCGACGAGCGGGAUCCCGAGAAUGCCGGCGGCGGCGCCGUUCGAGCUGUGCCUGAACAGCUCGGCGCUGGGGUCGACGCGAGUCGGGUACGGCGUGGCGCCGAUCGACGUCAUGGUGGGAGGAGGCAAGAACUGGACCAUAUUCGGGGCGAAUUCGUUGGUGGACGUGGACGGGAGCAGGGCGUGCUUCGCGUUCGUGAACGGAGGAGCCAAGGCGGAGCCGGCGGUUGUGAUCGGCAGCUUCCAGAUGGAGAACAACUUGAUGCUGUUCGACGCAGGAAGAUCGAGAGUCGGCUUCACGUCCACUCUGUUUGGCAUCAUGACCACUUGUUCCAAUUUCAAUUUCACAAUGGGAAUCAUGUGAUCGAUAAAUAAUUUAAAAUAAAUAAAUAAAUAAAUAAAAUCAUAUUACCUAU